Candidula unifasciata is the source of this 2782-nucleotide messenger RNA. The record is from the annotation of a GenBank genome assembly. Lineage: Eukaryota; Metazoa; Mollusca; Gastropoda; Stylommatophora; Geomitridae.
AUGUCUGUGCCGUGUCUACUAUCUGUGCUGCGUUCACUGUCUGUGCUGUGUCCACUGUCUGUGCCGUGUCCACUGUCUGUGUUGUGUUCACUGUCUGUGGUCCCUGUCUGUGCUGUCUUCCUGUCAGUGUUGUGUCCACUGCACGGCAACGGGAUACCUUCUUCUGAUUGGUCACCGGAGUGGAGCCAACCUGCUGAUUGGUGGAGGCCAAAGAGUGAUAAAGACAAAUGGAGAGCAUUUGAGCCCGUGAAAGAGACCAGCAAAAGUGAAUGGUGGAAAGAGAAAUUAGAUGAUGAUUUGUGGAAUGCUAAAGCACAUGAAGCUACCCCAGGCAUACUGGAGACAGUCCCAUCUACAGAACCUGUGGCAACAACUAAACCUGUUUCUGAAAACAAAGGUGAGAAACAAGUUAAUAAUUUCACAAAUGAUCAUGAGACCAGGAUGGACACAACAUCGGCCAGUGGCACCACCAAACCGCAGGAGUUGUCUUUCAGUCAUCCUUUUUACAAGAAAGGAGAAAUGAAUUCAUUUGUAGAGCCUGAUCCAGCUUCAUAUUACAGCUCCAGUGGGGAAUAUUAUGCAAGAAAUGGCUGGGACUCAUCAUACGCCCACCUCUACCAAAGCAAAGAACCUUUUGUUCCUCCUCAGAAUAAUAAACAGACUGUGAUUUCACCCAAGAAUAAGGAAUCUGUAGUCCUCCAAAAGAGUAAGGCAUCCAUACUCCCAGCAGAGAGUGUUGAGCCAAUAAGUAUUCAAAAUAGUGGGUUGGAUGAGCAUAAGAUCUUGCCAGUGAUGGAUGAGCCCCGAACAGAGAAAUCUCCAGUGUUAAAUCUGGUAAAAGGUACUUCACAGGUUAGAGGAACAUACAUUUCAGCACCACAGCAUGAUAAUGUGUACCAGAAGGAAGUUAAACCUGAAACUUCAAAUAAAGUUACAACUGAUACUGUUAAUAAUAAUAAUACUUUGAUAAAGAGUAAAAGUAAUAAUGAAGAUGAUGCCAGAGUGGAUAUUCCUCUAGGUGCUUUAAAGAAUAAGCCUUUAGUUGCCAAGGAAGGUGGAGCAACAGCAGGUGGUACAAAUACAGUUUAUGGUAAAGGAGAGAGCUUAUCAAAUCCUCUUGUGGCACCUGCUGCGGCAGUCGUGGCAGAGACAACCAAGAAACCAGAGGAAGUGACCACAAGUAAGUCGGGUAAUGAGUUUGUAGACUGGGUAGACUGGGACAAUUCAGUGUUUGACUAUUAUGAAGACGACGAUGAGGAGGAGAACAGUAGCACUGAUAAAACUAAAGAGGAUCCCAAAAAGGACAACAAGGUCAGCAGUGUUAGCCAGGUGAUUAAGAGUGAUGUGAAAACUGAUGAUGGGAACACCGGAGAAGAUAACAUUUAUGAGGAGUAUGAAGAUGAUGAUGAUGAAGAUGAUGAUGAUGAUGAUGACCAUGUUAAAACUGGUGAACGAUAUAAAAUCACUAAGAGAAAAAAUGGCAAGGUGACUAUUUCUGGAAAGAAAAAUAAGAAAGAAGAGUUAAACAAGGGUCAGGUUUCAGACCAACCUCUCAAGGGGCUUGAUUUUGACACCAUGGAUAUGCAGUCAGAUGAAGCAGCAAGCCACGUGGAUUACUCUCAUUACAGUAAAGGUGUCAUUUAUGAUUCCGCCAACCCAAAUCACCAGCCAUCCACCAGCAAAGACCUAACCCACCCAGCCAGCCUUCAGGUGGAAAACAAAACACCUGCACAAAAUCAAGACCCAUCUCUUACUGACAACGGUGAGCUUCAGAAUCCUUUGGUGAAGAAAUCCUCAAGUGUGACCCAUGUCCAGCCAGAUCAGCUGAACACAGAAUCAGAUGUGUCCACGAGCCCAAACCCACCUCCCCCUGGUGUUGCCAGCAGUAUGGAGUCCACAGGAACUGUAAUGUCCAGUACCACACCGGUGGCCACCAACAGUCAGUCUCACUUGGAUGUUGACAGUCUGGUCAAACAGCAGGCAGUGGAUAGCAGUGGCUUCAUCCUAUCAUUCCCUCUAGAGUUCUGUCGAGUGGACUAUGAGUGCCGUGCAGGUCGCACGUGUGUCCUUGGUGUCUGCAAGUGUUACACGCCCUCCAUGUGUGCAGGUCAUCACAAACCUAUUUGUGGGUCGGAUGGCAAACAGUAUGACUCCCACUGUGAGCUUCAUCGGACAGCUUGUGUCAACAGGGUCCAUAUCCGAGCAGACAGAAGGGGCCAGUGCUUUCAGAAGCAGAUUGAGGAUCAUGAGAAAAGUUGGUUGAUGGAACAGGAGCAGUUGUUGCAAGAGGAGCAGGCCAGGCAGACAGCUCAGUCUGAACAGAGCAUCCAUAUUCCCACCCAGCAGAUCCAGGAGAUGAAGAAAGAGACAGAAUCUUCUGGUGCGAAUACGGUUCCUCAAGUAAAAGAAAAAGCAUCACCUGCAUCGACAGAAAGGACAACCACAACAGACCAAGUCCCCGAGGCCAACAGAGAAUGUACAUGGAAAGAUAUGGGCAAGUUCAAGGAUGACCUGCUGAUGUUCUAUUGCCAGAAAUUUGUGGAGCCAAACUGCAAGGAUGAAGUCAAAACUGAUCGGGAAUAUCUCUCAAUGCUAAUGUUUAGCUACUACGACAAGAACUUUGACUACUACCUGACUGCCGAAGAACUGAACGAUAAAGAACGGGAUGAGCAUUUUAUGAAAAACAUCCUCUUGAAGUGUCACCUCCACGACUUUAUCAAGUAUGCAGACAACCUGGAAUCAGAUGGCAAAUUGACUGUGUCAGAGUUCACCAGUGCUUUUG